UUCAUGGGAGCGAGGUGUCUGUCUGUCAGCUCCGGACAGAAAGAGAGGACUGUGGGGAGACCAGGCCAGAAACAGGACCUGAGCAUUUUAACUGAACUAUGCAACUGAGACACACAUUUGAUUUUAAUUAUUAAAAAAAUGAUAUUUUUGAAUUUUUGCAUUUAUUUGUUUAUUUGACAAUAUAUAUACACAAUGGAACAAUUUACCUAAAGCAUGUCGAAAUUACAAAUAAAUUCAUGGCAUAAACAAAUACAUGCUGCUUAAACGCGGUUUAUUUCUGUUCAUCCAGUCUUGCCUCUAUUUUCACUGUUUCGUCACAACAUGGCGACGCGCUCGGACGCCAGGCACAAAAACACCGAAAUCACACAGCGUGCUGAAGUCAUGGAGGACAUCAUUGGGGUCUGUGGUCUAGAAGCCAGAGGACUCGUCGAAGGGAGCAGUUCACCUCCGCAUGUGGAGACCCCGUCCCAGGAUAACGUGGAGGAUUUCAGCGGGCUCGUGAGCAGUGAGGAGGAGAGAGGGGAGACGCCUGGAAGGGAGGACAGUAACCCUGACCCCCUCGAUGGGGAGUCGGACCCUAACGCUGAGAAAACCAAGGACCAUAAUGCAUUUGGCAAAGAGGUUUUGUUGCUGAUGCAGGCGCUUCACACCUUAGCCACUCCAGAAGAAAAACUUGCUGCCCUUUGUAAGAAAUAUGCAGACCUGCUGGAGGAGAGUCGCAGCAUGCAAAAGCAGGUGAAGGUGUUGCAGAAAAAGCAGAACCAGGUGCUGAAAGAGAAGAUCCACCUGCAGAGCGAGCACAGCAAGGCCGUCCUGGCACGCAGCAAACUGGAGAGCCUUUGCAGGGAACUCCAGCGCCAUAACAAGACCCUGAAGGAGGAGAACGCUCAGCGGUUCAGGGAGUAUGAGGAGCGGCGCAAGGAGGCCACGCUGCACUUCCAGAUGACGCUCAAUGAGAUCGAGGUCCAGAUGGAGCAGCACAACUCGCACAACAGCAAGCUGCGGCAGGAGAACAUGGAGCUGGCUGAGAAACUCCAGAAGCUCAUCGAGCAGUACGAGCUCCGCGAGGAGCACAUCGACAAGGUGUUCAAACACAAGGAGCUGCAACAGCAGCUGGUGGACGCUAAACUCCAGAGGACGGCUGAGCUGAUGCGAGAGGUGGAGGAGAAACAGCAAAGAGAGAGAGAGUUUCUUCUGAAGAACGCGACCGAGUCCAGACAUAAAUGUGAGCUGAUGAAGGAGCAGGAGCAUCAGUUAAAGCAGCAGCUCACUCUGUACAUGGACAAGUUCGAGGAGUUUCAGACCACCCUCGCCAAGAGCAACGAGGUCUUCACCACCUUCCGACAGGAGAUGGAGAAAAUGACAAAGAAGAUCAAGAAGCUUGAGAAGGAGACCACACUAUGGAGGACCAAAUGGGAGACCAACAACCAGACUCUACUGCAGAUGGCAGAAGAGAAAACGGUGCGAGACAAGAAUUACAAGGCCCUCCAAGGGAAACUGGAGAGACUGGAGAAGCUUUGCAGGGCCCUGCAGAGAGAACGCAACGACCUGAACCAGAAACUCUGUGACCUUCAGGGGCCAGCCAAAGAUCCUGAGGAAGAAGGUACGGGACCCCCUGACCCUCAGCCGCAGGGGCUCACCCCAGAGAUGGAGAGAGAGGUGGAGGGUUUGGAGCCUGAGACAGAGAAACUCGGGCUUCAGCCUGAGGACGUGGGCUCCACAACAUCCAGACAACUCAUCGGCGACUGAGCCUGGCCUUCCUUUCUUUCUUUUUUUUGUGGAGGUAUAUAUUUUUGUCUAAUAAUUAUCAUAAAAUUUAGUGAGGAAAAAGCAGGACAUUAGUGAAGACGCUAACUGCUCUAUACUUUGGUGGAAAGCACUUUUUACUCCCUGUUUUCUAUAAUAUUGUAUUUUCGUAGGAAAUGGUCAUGUGGUCCCAGACGGCCUCCAUGCAGCUUUGUUUCAUAUGUUUUUCUUUUUUCUCCCCCUUUCUCUGCUCAGCUGUGCUGUGCUUGCACGCUUCUCGUUUCUCUUUAAUAAAAUGUAGCUCUUCGCUCUGACCUCUAGAAUCUGAAUAAAUCAUUUUGGAUGCAGAUAGUGUUUAAUAUUGCUAUUUUAAAAUAACCGUAACUAGUCCACAAGGCAGUCCAGCUGUAGAUGACCAGAUAACCUUGAGACUUGAGAAACAGGGCAUUAAUAACAGUGAAGAUACAUUAACACACUCAGCUACUCCUAGGCACUUUGAGUCCAAGCCAAGACUGGUCCAUGACAAGGAUGCCUCGACUUUAAAGGAAGAUGCAUGUCUUAUAAAUAAGAGAAGGUCAAGACUCCUCACUGCCUGGGACUGGUCUUCAAAUGGGAAUCUGAUUAAGGGCUAGUUUGACUUUGAAAAAGGCUGCUACAUCUCCAACAGUUAUGUGAAAUACUAAGACAGGGUCGAACAGUCUCACACCACUGAAGCUGAACAACUUUCUAUGGGAGGAACUUUUAUGUUAUAUGACAGACGAAGAAAAAGCAUCUUUACCAGCAGGAAAAUGUGUCCCAUGCAUUUAUACAUCGUUAAAAGUUCAUGUCAGCUUCCCAAGCCCUUUUAUUUAAGAGACAGGGUAGUUGUUUUUGUUGGAUCGGGAUUUUCAAGCCACCUAAAGCCAAUCAACCAUUGGAUUACACAACUGAACUUAUCAAACUGUAAAAUCAAUCAGCUUUUUACCAAAAUCAUAUCAUUGACUGACGUCAAUUUCAAAAAACCCUCUUUUUAUUGAUUUUAACAUUUCUUAAUUUACUAAAAAAAAAUUUUUUUAAAAUAAGGACAUAUUGUUUGCUGAAAGGGUGAGAUUUGUUUCAUUGUCCUGAUGCUGCUGUCAAUUAGUCCUGAUGACCGCUGUUGUUUUAAUUGGAUUUGUUUGUGUGUGUGUUUUUAUUUUAUUAUUUUUAUGGUAGUUCACCCUGAAAUAUCAUAAAUUGUCACCCUCAUGUCGGUCCAAAUCUGUAUGUCUUUUUUCUUCUGUGGAGCACAAAAGAAGAUAUAAAGACUAUUUCUACUGUCUGUAUGAAAGCUGGUGGGGUUCAAAACAACAUCGGACCCCAUUGAUUUUCAUAGUUAGGACAAAAAAAAAUAUUCUCUGUCAUACGUUUGGAGCAACAUGAGUACAUGACAGAAUUUUCAGUUUUGAGGUAAACUAUCCAUUUUUAUUUCAUCUAAAAUGUACAAGGUUGCAUUUUCACUCUUUAACUGAACACAAAACUGACUCAAAUUCUAUAUUUUUGAAAGGGGCCUUGAUGUGUUUGAUACUGAAUAUGCUGAAUGUGAGUUACCUCUUUCUUUUUUGGACUUUUUUGUAAUGAACAUGAAUAAAAUGUCUGUAAUUCAAUGAUAAAAUGUUCAGAAGAGCUGGGAACAUU
This is a messenger RNA of Carassius gibelio (silver crucian carp), 3402 nucleotides long. It is a transcript of the gene txlng, whose product is annotated as taxilin gamma. Gene Ontology annotation, biological process: regulation of cell cycle. Bases 322 to 1749 code for a protein of 475 amino acids. Lineage: Eukaryota; Metazoa; Chordata; Actinopteri; Cypriniformes; Cyprinidae. The record is from RefSeq and is a predicted model, not a curated record. Gene Ontology annotation, molecular function: syntaxin binding. The transcript has 9 exons.